Molecule: messenger RNA, 1629 nt
Organism: Micropterus salmoides (largemouth bass)
Lineage: Eukaryota; Metazoa; Chordata; Actinopteri; Centrarchiformes; Centrarchidae
Product: sister chromatid cohesion protein DCC1-like
Exons: 9
Coding region: 169-1341 (390 amino acids)
Biological process (GO): mitotic sister chromatid cohesion; maintenance of mitotic sister chromatid cohesion
Cellular component (GO): nucleus; Ctf18 RFC-like complex; chromosome, centromeric region
Source: RefSeq, a predicted model, not a curated record
CCACGACAGAGAGAACGCGGGGAAAUUUGACAGUCGUCGAGUAUUGCUACAAAAUAACAUUAGUGUUGACUGAGUUUAUGCCUUUGAAAAGUUUAGUUUGUUUCGCGAGUCAAAAACGGGGUUUAUCCAUCAAAACAUUAUCUAUUUAAGACCGACGUCUGACCCAAAAUGAGAACUUUAGAGGAGGUUCAGGCCACUCUGCAGAUCGCCAAGCUGAAAGAGGAGGAUCUGCAGAAAACUAUUCACUGUCUGUCUUUUGGGGAAAACGUAUCAUCUGCAGACUACUGCCUGAUGGAGCUGGACGACACGCUGUGCAAACAAAUUGAAGCCGGGCAGAGUCUGGUGAUUCGAGGGGAUAAGGAUGAGCGUGCGGUUCUCUGUAGUGCUGACAAGACCUAUGAUCUAAAAAUUGCAGACACAUCCAACCUGUUGCUGUUUGUACCAGGAUGCAGAACUCCAGACCAGCUGACCAACAGCCAGGACAGCUCUCAUGUGACACACACUCAGAUCUGGGGAUUUUGCAACAGCUACUGGGAACUGAGGAAACAACGUCCUAAACUGAAGAAACUGAAAAAGCUUUUAAUGGAGAAUCCUUAUGAAGGACCUGCUUUAGUGGGACAGGAGGAGAGUACAGAAAACAGGUACACAAUGCAGGAUCUGUUGGAGAGGAUCCAGGCCAGUGAAGAGGAGAUAAAGACCCAAUUAGAGCUCAUCCAUGCCUGUCAUAUAGAUGGCUACUGGCGCAUGCUGGACUUUGACUACGAGAUGAAGCUGCUCGGUCAUGUGACUCAGCUGGUGGAUUCUGAGUCGUGGGCCUUCAACAAGGUUCCCCUUCAGACCAGUCUGGAAGAGUUAGCUCCACUGGAACCCAAGGAGAUGAUCGAGCACUGUUUGAACUGCUAUGGAAGACGCUAUACUGAAAACGAUAAAGUUUUUUAUGCACUACAUGAGGAUAAGGUGUGUCGGGGCAUGGCGCUACUGCUGCUGCAGAACGCUGUCAAGUUCAACCUGAGGGAGUUUCAGGAAGUUUGGCAGCAGAGCGUUCCAGAGGGUAUGAGCACUAGACUGGACCAGCUAAAGAGUGUCGCCCUGGUAGACCGCACCACCCGUCCAGAGACCAUCUGCCUGCUGCGGGUGGAGGAUCUCCCAGAGGACACGCUGGAGCGCUUCAACCACCUCUUCACUCUCCGAGAGAAAUGGACAGAAGAUGACAUCACGCCAUACAUUCAGGACCUGUGUGGAGAGAAACAGACUACCGGAGCCCUGCUGACCAAAUAUGCUCGAUCUUCAAUGCAAAAUGGGAUCAAGGUCUUCAACUCCAGAAGGCCUGUGGCUACAUGAACAUGUCCACUAUCAAGUAAUGAAUUUUACAAUUGAAAAUGGAUGUGGUUGUGUUUAUUCCCACAGUGACUUUUGUUGAAAGUUCUUUCAUUCAUAAUAAAAAAUGCCUUGUUAUUGAAGAAGGUAUUUCUCAGUCAGCUAUCUUGCAGCAGUUUGACCAGCUGGCUUGUAAAGUGUAAGAUAAAAUUAAUUACUUAAAAUUCAAACUUGAUCUUUGUUAUUUCAGCUUUUGUCUGUAAAAAAAAUGCUACAUGUUUGUAAUAAAACACGUUUCAUAAUAUUAUCACA